Molecule: messenger RNA, 431 nt
Organism: Racocetra fulgida
Lineage: Eukaryota; Fungi; Glomeromycota; Glomeromycetes; Diversisporales; Gigasporaceae
Source: the annotation of a GenBank genome assembly
AUGGAAUCAAUUUUAAUGGCAGCGAAAGCAUUUCUUGAGCGAGAGUUUAGAAAAAAUCCGUUACCGGCAUUAAGAAUGGCCGAACGAUAUGGAUUUAAAGAACUUUACAAAGAAUCAUCUAAAUUAAUUUUAGAAAGAUUUCAGGAAUAUAAAAGAUCACAGACAUUUAAUCAACUUUCAGUAACAACACGUACUGCACUGACAACAAAAUAUGAUGAAUAUACAAACGCAUUAAGUAAAUUAAGUAAAGUUUAUUUCACAACUGGGUAUCAGCAUUGCAAACAAUGUAAAUCUGCAUCAGAACAUGAUAAAGAAAUUAGUGAAAAGUUUGAUCGUAGAGUUAGACAACUUCAAAUUCUUCCAUUACCGUUACCCCCAACACAACCUUCUGUUACUAGAAAGAUAUUAUUCGAAGCCAUCGGAAACAAUAU